This is a messenger RNA of Penicillium roqueforti, 1146 nucleotides long. RefSeq lists its product as uncharacterized. The record is from RefSeq and is a predicted model, not a curated record. NCBI's taxonomy places the organism in Eukaryota, Fungi, Ascomycota, Eurotiomycetes, Eurotiales, Aspergillaceae. Gene Ontology annotation, biological process: adenylate cyclase-modulating G protein-coupled receptor signaling pathway. The transcript is spliced from 7 exons. Gene Ontology annotation, molecular function: GTPase activity; G protein-coupled receptor binding; G-protein beta/gamma-subunit complex binding. Bases 1 to 1146 code for a protein of 381 amino acids. Gene Ontology annotation, cellular component: heterotrimeric G-protein complex.
AUGGUAGAUGUCAAGCAUACAUGUUCCAUCUAUAAAUCAAAUUCUGACUACACCUCCAAUAUGUGUUUUUGCGGGAUGUGCUCUUGCAACUCUGGUUCGAAAUCAGUCGGGUCACAAUCCGUUGAGAACCUGGUGUACGAAAUUGUCAAACCGAGCUUUCCUUGCGGUGAGAAGCUCAGCAAUAGAAGAUGCUUCCGCAGAGCUUCAAAGAUCCUUCUCAUCGGAUCCUCGGGGUGUGGGAAAUCGACCGUGAUCAAAAAGCUACGGAUGCGGUUCGGUCGAGACAUUUCUUCUCGCGAAAAAGAGGAAACCCGUCUUGUUGUUUACGAAAACAUAUACAGUGCUCUUGCAUGUGCUAUUCGUGAACUACAAGCCCAGGGCCGUCUCCUGGACAAUGCGGAUGAUGGGGUCAUUCAAACAUUCUGGAGCAAUCAGGAGUUCGGAAUGACCCAAAGUCGAUGGAACUGCGAAUUGCUCCUAUCAAUGCGGGAAUUGUGUCACAGAGCAAUUGUUCUGGCCACUGCUCUUCGAUUCAUCAAUCCGGAGAGCUAUCUCAGAAUGUUUCUUUCUUCCUACAGCCACGUUCUCCAGCCCGAGUGGAAUCCUACCGAAACAGACGUAAUACAAUGCUACGUCCCAACCAAGUCGUUGAGUGGUGCAUGGAUCAGCAAAGACCUCAUAGCAUUGGAGGCCAAUACUAAACAUACGACGCAAAAAGAAUUGUCCAAGAUUAUGCCAUUAGUUGACGGUAUUGUGUGCGUCGCGGAUAUCUCAACUCUCGACUACCGAUAUAUGGUAGACCCCGGGAAAUCUCAAUUCAAUGAAUCGCUGGGCCUUCUCGAGGAAGUCCUAGGCAGCCGGGGUCCCCAGCGGAAGCCGAUCCAGCUCUUACUGAACAAAACCGAUAUACUGCGCAGGAAGCUAAAGCACCUGGGAGUAUCCUUGUAUUCCGAGGGCGGACUCUUGCAAUACUUCCCUGGUUCGGCUGAAUCCGUUGCCAAGUGCUUCAAGGAGCACUUGGGAUAUUGCGACGAGUAUUAUCUACGGGAGAUUUGUGCUCUGGACGCAACAUGGAUGAACCACAUUUUCAAGGUGUGGCGCGAAAUGAUGUUCAAAUCAAAGCUUCUUGCUGCAGGUGUUAUGUGA